AUGCCAACCUCCCAGCAACUCGGCGGUCCCGCCACUUUCGGGUACUCAGACCACCCCGAUUCUUCAUGCAGACUGCCCGCUUCAUGCCUCGACGACAGCUCACAUCUUGCAAUCAACACCAGCUUACCCCUUCAAAAUACAGGAGGAGGCCCUCCUCAACCAUAUAAUGAUCUUGUAGCCGCUUCGUCAUCUGGAGACGAACAGCCCUUACGUUUUUCAUUCCAAAACGACCUUGUGCUUCCAAACUCAUACCAGUUCGCUUCGAGUGCACCAGAAAACUCAAUCUAUCCCUCAACUCAGCCUCAUCUUCUAAACCAAUCCGCUGGUGAUCAUAUCAGCGAUCUUUCGGCCGCACCAAUGUUCCUUUCAUCGAUGCAGUCGUCGUUGCGUAGACUGGCACCUGCCCCUCCAAAACCAACCAACGCUAUGAGCCUCUCCGAUGGUUCAAUUCUGGUGGGAAACUGCCCUCAGCCUUCGCCUGUGUCGGUCGACCAUCAGACUAGAGGAAAAGUUUCUCUAGGAGGCAUCCCUAUCCGCAGCAAGCCUAUUGAGCAUAGCCCAAUAGUGGGUGGCUUCACUCUUCAAGGAAGACCCACUGCGGGUAUCGUUUAA
This is a messenger RNA of Aaosphaeria arxii CBS 175.79, 612 nucleotides long. RefSeq lists its product as uncharacterized. NCBI's taxonomy places the organism in Eukaryota, Fungi, Ascomycota, Dothideomycetes, Pleosporales. The record is from RefSeq and is a predicted model, not a curated record. The transcript has a single exon. The coding region runs from base 1 to 612 and encodes 203 amino acids.